UCGCUUCCCUCUCAUUCUCGCACUCUCUCGCUCCCUAAACAUACAUACAUACCUACAUAUUAAGCAAAAUGCCUUCUUCUUCUGUCACUCUUGUUUCCAAAUGCACAAUAUGCCCUGAACAUAAAUCCGACAUGAAACCCCUCAAGCUGUCUGUUUCCGACAUGCCCAUGCUCUCAUGCCAAUACAUCCAGAAGGGCGUUCUGCUCACCCUUCCUCCCUACUCCAUCGAUGACCUCCUUUGCUUUCUCAAACGCUCUUUGUCUCUCACUCUCACCCACUUCCCCACCCUUGCCGGCCGUCUCUCCACCGACUCUGAUGGCCACGUCCACAUCGUCUGUAAUGAUGAGGGCGUCGAUUUCAUCCAAGCCAAAGCCAAGCAUCUAUCCCUUCACGCCCUCAUCUCUCCGGGCCUCGACGUCCCUGCCUGUUUCAAAGAGUUCUUCGCCUUGGACAGAACUCUCAGCUACUUGGGCCACUUCAAGCCCUUGGCUGCCGUCCAGAUUACCGAGCUAAAUGAUGGCGUUUUCAUCGGCUGUACAGUCAACCAUGCCGUCACGGACGGGACCUCCUUCUGGCAUUUCUUCAACACAUUCGCUGAAGUUUGCAGGGGAGGGAAGAAGUUACCCAAAGCACCAGACUUUUCUCGCAACACUGUGUUCAACUCGCCGGCAGUGCUCAAAUUCCCACCCGGCGGUCCCAAGGUGACCUUUUCCGGCGACGAGCCGCUGCGGGAGAAAAUCUUUCACUUCAGCAGGGAAGCAAUUCUGAAGCUGAAAUACAGGGCCAAUAAUUAUAAUCACUUGCAAAACGGUCAUGUCGAUCAGUCCGCUGUUGAGUUACUCGGAAAGCAAUGUAAUGACAGUUGGAUAACGGUUAAUGGAGAUAACAGUAUGCCUAACGGUAAGAUAUCGUCUGUCUUGGAGGGUCUGCUGAGGAACAACAUCUCGAAUCGGACGAUGGAGAUUUCUUCCUUUCAGUCGCUCAGCGCUCAGCUAUGGCGUUCGGUGACACGUGCGAGGAAGCUGACGGCAAGAAAAAUGACGACCUUUCGAAUGGCUGUGAAUUGCCGCCAUCGGCUCGAACCGCAGAUGGACCCGUACUACUUUGGAAACGCGAUACAGAGCAUCCCGACAGUUGCUGCGGCCGGCGAGCUUCUGUCCCGGGAUCUGCGAUGGUGCGCAGAUCUUCUGCACCGGAACGUGGUUGCCCACAAUGACGCCACAGUCCGUCGGGGAGUAGCGGAUUGGGAGAGUGAGCCGAGGUUGUUCCCGUUGGGGAACUUCGACGGUGCAUCGAUGACGAUGGGGAGUUCCCCGAGAUUCCCCAUGUACGAAAACGACUUCGGGUGGGGACGGCCUCUGGCGGUGCGUAGCGGUGCGGCGAACAAGUUCGAUGGUAAGAUCUCGGCGUUUCCGGGAAGAGAAGGGAAGGGAAGUGUAGAUCUUGAGGUGGUUUUGGCACCAGAAACAAUGGCGGCGCUUGAGAAGGAUACAGAGUUCAUGCAAUACGUAUCGGGCAGUACCGCCGUGUGAUCAGAACUUUGUGAGAUUGAGGAUUAUACCAGAGCGAGACAAGGGUUUAAGGGAGGUGGGGCUGCAGUUUGAUCGAUCGAUGGGUUAUUAUUGGUUGUAGUGGAUGAAGAUCUUGAUAAAGUUCAAGUGGUAAGGGGGCUAUGAGGUUGCUGCUUUGGAGGGUUGUGAUUGAAUUUCCUUGUUUAUAUAAAUUAAAUUCUGCUAGAAAACGACUGCUUAAGCAAACGACCUUUUGGCUGUUUACUGGAAAA
Molecule: messenger RNA, 1783 nt
Organism: Carya illinoinensis
Lineage: Eukaryota; Viridiplantae; Streptophyta; Magnoliopsida; Fagales; Juglandaceae
Product: BAHD acyltransferase DCR
Exons: 1
Coding region: 69-1532 (487 amino acids)
Source: RefSeq, a predicted model, not a curated record